Molecule: messenger RNA, 1449 nt
Organism: Talaromyces rugulosus
Lineage: Eukaryota; Fungi; Ascomycota; Eurotiomycetes; Eurotiales; Trichocomaceae
Exons: 2
Coding region: 1-1449 (482 amino acids)
Molecular function (GO): protein binding
Source: RefSeq, a predicted model, not a curated record
AUGAUGGCCGAGAAGCACCCGUCAGCCCGCGCUACGUUCCUAAUCGCAUUGCCCGAUGAGUUGAUACAGCAAAUUCUCUCAUACCUUUCGGCCUUGGACGUCGUUUCUAUAUCGUCCACGUGUCAAACGCUCUAUCAACAAGCACAGGACGACAAGCUCUGGGAGGGACUCGUAAACGAGAACCUCCCUAAAAGGAUCGACCAUCCCGGACCAUUUGAUUCAUUCCGCAACCUGUAUUCUGCUCACCACCCAUAUUGGUUUCUACCGAAAAACAAGAUCUGGUUUUCGGAUGGCGAAUACACGGGCAGACUGAUUAUUGCGCGUUACGACAACCGCAGGGGCGUUAUCGAGGCCUUUCGGUUAUUGGCGGAGCUAAAGGAAGAGACCUUUACACAAUGGUCAUCAAAUCCGGAAGUCAUCAUCCAAUCCUUUAAUCCACAGCUGAGGCUCUGGAUGGACGAUCCUGUCAUCGAGCUGCGAAAUCCUCAAGGCUUGCUCCCGCGAAAUCGGCAAUACUGUCCGGACCAAUUCAAGAUGACCAUGUCAAGCUAUGGACAAGGUGUUUAUAGCUCUUUUGCAUUGUGUCGUGGCAAUGUUGGCCGAGAUCCAUCACUACCCAGCGAUUUGGUCUGGCCGCCCAUUACGAUUCCUGCCGAAAGGUCGCUACGUAAAAACCAAGAACGUCUCACCGACGAGAACUCCAACACCUUUCUGCAGGCCCAGAGAGAGUCACCAGAUCCAAGGGCACUCUCGGAAACCAGUUUCUAUCUUCGGAAAUGGCUACACUUUGGCCUCGGCCAGCCGAUUGUUCCACACGAUCAGGGGUUUCACUUGUCGAUGUUUGCAACUCUCGACCCUGAGAUAUACACCCCGACAAAGGAAAAGCCCUAUCAAGGAAUUUGGGUAGGCGAUUACAACUUCCACGGCUGCGAAUUUCUUCUUUUCCUGCAGAGAGAUCCUGGCUCAGCGACACCACUAAGCAACUCUGCUAGACGCGAAACACGAUUAAUAUCGAACGGCCUCCACAACCUUUACAACAAUCAAAACAAUGGUGGUGGUGCGCAUGGCGUUGAUGAAUGGGAGCGAGCUAGCCUGCCGGAAACUCAGAUAACUACCCAAGCCGACGGCAGCGAGGACACUGGAGUGAGCGGGCGUUUGGAAGGAAUCAAGCUAACUGGAGACCCCAACAUUCCCCGGGGCGAGAUAUCGUUUGUAGCGGAGGACAUUGGCCCUAGUGGGACGGUUUAUUUCUCACACGAUGAGGAAUUCGGAGGCGCUCGCGUCGUGCGCAGCAAGGGUCACAUUGCGUUUCAGCAAUUCACUGAUGACCAAUGGGUCAACACAGAGUUGAUCCUCAUAUCCCCGGAUUGUGUGGCGCAGUAUUGGAAGCCCAUGCGUCAUGUCUCUUACUUUCGCCGGGUGGACGUCGACCAGUUUGCCCGCGUCUGA